Molecule: messenger RNA, 2583 nt
Organism: Aureococcus anophagefferens
Lineage: Eukaryota; Pelagophyceae; Pelagomonadales; Pelagomonadaceae
Exons: 5
Coding region: 1-2583 (860 amino acids)
Molecular function (GO): 2-oxoglutarate-dependent dioxygenase activity
Source: RefSeq, a predicted model, not a curated record
AUGGAGAAGCUGUCCCUCGACGAGUUCGAGGAGAUCGCCGCCGCGGCGCACGUCACGGCGAGCAAGACCGUCGUCUGCCCGCCGGAUAUCCACCGCUUCGAGGUGCGCGCGGCCUUCUUCGCCAAGGGGCUGCCGUUCGUCGCCCGGGAGCUCGACGUGCCAGGCGGCGCGAACUUCGAGCCCGCGUACGUGCGCCUGCGGCUGCUGGGUGUCGGGCUGCGCACGCCCUACGACGCGCCGGGCUGGGACGGCUGCAAGUGGGACCCCUUCGGGGUGACGACGCUCGUGGACCGGGAGAAGCGGGUGGUCGUCAACGCGGCGGACAUCGUCGAGUACAUGGACGCGGAGUCGUGCAACGCGAGCGGCAUGUACGUCGACGAGUACAUGCUCAACGCGGGGAAGAUGUCGCUCAUCAGCGGCGCGCGGAGCGUCUGGGGCUGGCCCAUCACGUGGCCCUUCGAGCGGCGGCAUCUCGUGAAGAAGGCCGCGCGGCUCGUCGACGAGAUGCCGCUGGAGGACCUCUGGUUCAGCGGCGACCGGCGGCCGGCCUACGCGAAGCGCUUCUUCCGGGCGGAGGCGUCCGGGGCGGCCCAGCUGGCGUUCCUGAGGAACCAUCUGGACGGCGGCGCGCUGCCGGAUUUGCUGAAACCGCACUACGAGCGCAAGCUCGAGCGGACGGCGGCCUACUGGGCCGACCGGAAGCACGACGGCCCGGCCUUCGCGCGCGCCGUCGAGGCGACGCGGCGCCUCAUCCGCGACCUCGACGAGGACCUCGUCAAGUUCAAGGUCGGCAAGAAGUCCGACGACGGCGGCGACGCCGACGCGCCGCAGGGCGUCGGCGAGUGGCUCGGCGGCGACAAGCUGAGCGUCGGCGACUGCUACUGGCACGUCGCCGCCGCGCGGCUCGUGGGGCUCGGCCUCGGCCACAUGCUCGACCGCUACCCGCGCGCGGGCGCGUACGCGAACCGCGUGCUCCGCCACCCCGAGCUCCGCAAGGCGACCUACCUCUGGGCCGGCGCCGACGACUUCCCGCUGCCGCUGCUCGGGCCCGUCGUCCGCGAGGUCGGGGGCCGCGUCGCCCACGAGCGCCACGCGGUCCGCGUGCUCCGCGCGGCGCCGGCGCGGGACCGCGGGGGCGCGACGUACCGCCGCGCGUCGCGCGCGGACGCGGCGCGCGCCGCGGCGUCCUACGCGGCGCGGGGGUCCGCCGGCACGGCGCUCCUCGGGUUCCUGCUCCUGUUCCUCUACGUGCUCGCCGCCCAGGUCGGCCGUUUUUUAGAUUUCGGGUCCGGGGGCCUCACCAGCGCCCCGGGUGAAGGCCCGACCCCGGUGGGCGACGCCGCGGGCGCGCCGGCGGAGCGGCCCGCGGUCUGCGACGACCCGGACCGGGCCGUCGCCUCGAACCAGUGCGCCAACGUCCACGCCGUCGACGCGCGGAAGAAGAACGCGACCGCGCCGAAGCCGCCCGAGGCCGCGGCGGCCGCGCCCAACGCGAGCCUCGCGCCGGCGACGGCGUCCAAAUCGUCCUACCCUGGGCUGCCUCCGAUGGGCGUCCUUCGGCCCGCCGCCGUGGGCGCGGCGCUCUGCGGCGUGCUCUACGGGGGGCUCGAGCGGGCGGGCUGGGCCCAGGUCGUGCGCAUCCCCUUCACGACGCCGAGCACGGCGACGAUGCUCCACUUCUUCGACCGCCAGGUCAACAUCGACAACGACGCCUUCAUCGAGCGCUGGCGGGGCGCCGAGCGACCCGUGAACGCGCCGGGGCUGCUCAUCACCGUCGACGCGGACCACGCGCUGCCUGCGGACGCGACCUGCUUCGCGAAGCGCGACUGCGUCGUGCUCUGGAAGGGCUUCGUGCCUCCGGAGAUCGUCGAGAACCUCACGCGGAUCGAGCCGCGCAUGUUCAAGGACUCGAACUACUCCUUCAUGCGCAUCGGCGGCGCCGAGGUCAAGGGCGACCGGGUCUUCCGCAGCUUCGCGACCCACGGCAUGCGCGAGGGCAUGCGGCGGAUGAUCGCGGGCGAGAACAUCCAGCUCGGCUUCGACGUGAAGAUGGCCGACGAGAACCCCUGGCUCAAGAACAUCGGCCUCGAGCUCCUGGCCAAGGUCAACGCCUUCGACUCGUCCGUCAUGUACCUGGCCCAGAGCUUCCUCUACCACGGGAACCAGCAGCAGGCGAACCUGCACAACGACCCGCUCUCGGGGUUCAGCAUCCAGCUCGCGAACUCGAAGCUCUGGCGCUUCGUGAACCCGCGCCACACGCCGCGCGUGCGGCCCUUCCGCGGCGACAACCCGGGCGUCUUCUACAGCGACCUCUGCUUCCUCGAGAACGGCACGAUCCCGUUCCUCGAGGUGCUCGUGGAGCCGGGCGACAUGAUCUUCUUCCCCGAGCACUGGUGGCACGAGGUCCACCCCGUCGAACGGACGGGCUUCGGCAUGACCGUCGCCUACCGCGAGCUCGGCUUCUCGAAGCUCCUCGGGCCCUCGGCCUUCCUCUCGUCCCUCCCCAUCUUCCUCCACAAGGUCGCCGCGCUCACGGACAUGAUCGUCAACAAGCGCGCCGCCGACGCGCCCGAGAACCUCUGA